Symbiodinium sp. CCMP2456 is the source of this 2307-nucleotide messenger RNA. The record is from the annotation of a GenBank genome assembly. Lineage: Eukaryota; Dinophyceae; Suessiales; Symbiodiniaceae.
AUGGCUGCCACCAUGCACCGGCUCAUCAUGUCUGCUCGCACCCAGCGGUCCUUACUAGUUGGAGUGCUGGUGAUGCGCUUCAUGUGCGUCGAGUGCAAGGUACAAGCAGGGACGCUGACGUUCGGAGGAGCGGCAGCAGAAGAGCAAGAACAGUGGAGAUUUCUCGGCAAGUUCGGUUAUGCGAUCGGCACGGGGCGCUAUGAAAUUCGGCUGAGGCUCCACAACAUCUUGCAUGAGGAUCAGGUUUUGCCUAGACCAGACUUGGAGAUCUUCCUGGAUGAGGAUUGGCCAAAGCAGGGACGCUUCUCUGCUUGCAAGCGGGCGGAGGAUGUGCCGGCGAGGAAGACCCACGGAAUGCUAGUCCCCGGGCAGCACGGUGAGUGGGGCCCGUGGGAAGUCGGAAUGUUGUAUCAGACAAUUCGUCCUCACAUUUGGUAUUUCGCCCUUUCAGAUUGUCCAGAUCAGCUUGCACGGGGCAUGCCCGGAGACCGGAGCUUUAGCUACACAGUGGACUACGAGAUUCGCUGGAGGCAGUUCGACGACUCCGAGCUUGGUUUGGAAAUGAGGUACAUGCCAACUGCCACGGUGUUAGUCCUGCUGAUGCUCUCUGCGAUGGCAUGCUGGUUCGUAGCCAGAAGCAGAGCUCUUCGUCAAAGCCUAGGACGGCUUCAUCCCGUAGUUCGUGGCCUGCUCUUCGCGGUGGGCCUCCAUUGGGCAUCGCAGGCGCUUCACCUGGUACAUCUCUUGACAUACAAGAAGAAUGGACAAGGGCUGCCGAUGGCGGAUGGACUCGCCGAGGUGCUCUUCAUGUUGAGCCAAGUUGCGAGCGCCUCUCUGUUGAUAGCAAUAGCUCAGGGCUACACCUUGAUUCGCUCAAAGUUGAGCGAGGUUGAACUCCUAGUGCCCGUGGUCACUGUGAUCACCCUCCUUCAUGUGGCUUUGGUGGCGAUGGGCAAGCUGCAAGCCGAGGAUUUCAAGUACCACGAGAACGAGGGGCUCGUCGGCUGGAUCCUUCUUACGGCUCGAUUGAGUCUCUUCGCCUGGUUUCGCAGUGGCAUCCAGCGACUGAGAUCGGCAGGCGGCAUCAAGCUCCAGAACUUUUUGCAAAUAUUCGAGAUCGCCGGGUCGGCGUACUUCCUGGCAUUUCCAACUAUCUUCGUGCUGGUUCAGGUAUUGGCACCGUACCUUCAGCAUCCAAUCUUGCAGACGACAUUGCUGGCUGUGCAAACAGCCUCGUGGCUGUGGCUUGCAGACCUCUUCCUCAAGCGCGGCAGCUAUUUCGAGGUGUCAGAGCUGAGUGCCUCGAUACUGCCUGGGGUGAAGAGCUUGAAGCCGAAGGGCGACUUUGACUACGUCAUACCCAAGACUCAGGCUUUCUCUUUCCGAACCGCGUCACAUCCGCCAACAUUCCUUUUGGGGAUACAGCCGCAGCAGCCGCACCCCAGUGCUCAGUGGCAGGUAAGCCUUCAUCCACUUGGAAAGAGCCCUCUGCCGGGCUCUUCAGCCAGCCAGCUUAGCCACGGCUGGGGCAGCAGGUACCAAGUCGUCACCGAGAAGAGAGAGGAGCCGGCCUGGGAAGGGAGCGUGAAUCUCAAGUCCAAGUACGCAGAAGAGGCGCGAAUUGACAUCUUUGUGGUGGACUCUCGGAUUGCCCACCUGGAGGAUAUUCAUUCGCAGAAGCAGUGCAGCUUCGAGGGCAGCUGGCAGAACUUCAGCGAGCGAGGGCAAGGACGGCACCACAGGGUCCUGUCUUUUACAGCAUCUGCAACGGGCUUCUUCCUAAUGGUUCAGCUCCUCCUUGCCGGGGUAGUCCUGCGGCGCUUCUUCUUGUUCGUGGACACUGGGAAGCUUCUGAGCCGCGUGAUUGUCUUCAAGUUCUUUGUGCAGGAUUUCCCGCAACAGAUGUGUAUUGCAGCUUACUUGUAUGCUUGGUACGCCGAAAAUGGGCUUCGCUGUCAAAUGUGCCUGUUCCAUCCGAGUCACUGUGAUGAUCAGCAUCCGCUUCACUCCACCAACCUGCUGGUUUGCCUCUUCACUUUGCUCAGUGCCGUCGCCAACCAGUUGCUGUUGCAAGCGAGGCUGAAGCCAGGCUAUGACAGCGAAGACGAAUGUGUGUUGUGCUUCUUCCGUUUUGUGAUGCUGUCGGUAAGUAUCUUGCCGUUCUCCACUGCAAUGUGCAUGUUAUCGGCCAUCAUGCUGCAUUUGAAAUCUCCUCUGAUUUACUUCAUGCUCGGUGUUCCAACGGUUCUGGGCUGGGGGGCGAUCACCUGCGUGCCGCUCUUCAUCUGUUGCGAUGAUGAGUUGUGA